Messenger RNA from Gasterosteus aculeatus aculeatus (three-spined stickleback), 450 nucleotides. NCBI's taxonomy places the organism in Eukaryota, Metazoa, Chordata, Actinopteri, Perciformes, Gasterosteidae. The record is from RefSeq and is a predicted model, not a curated record.
UAUAGCCCCGCCUUCGUCUUCCAUCACGUCCUCAGACUGGCUUUAAAUAUCUGUGAACUGACUCGUGUUCAUCAUCUUUGUACCAAACCGACCAGUGAACAUGAGCGGAAGAGGGAAGGGAGGAAAAGGACUCGGCAAAGGAGGUGCCAAGCGUCACCGUAAAGUCCUCCGUGAUAACAUCCAGGGAAUCACCAAGCCCGCCAUCCGCCGUCUGGCUCGCCGCGGCGGAGUGAAACGCAUCUCCGGUCUGAUCUACGAGGAGACCCGCGGUGUGCUAAAGGUCUUCCUGGAGAACGUGAUCCGCGAUGCCGUCACCUACACCGAGCACGCCAAGAGGAAGACGGUGACCGCCAUGGAUGUGGUCUAUGCCCUGAAGAGACAGGGACGCACCCUGUACGGCUUCGGAGGAUAAACCCCGACUUCUGUUACCAACACACAAACGGUCCUUUU